AUGGCCGCCUGUCCCGCCACCACCCGCGGCUCAUCUCCGGUUACCAUGACAACCCUCCCUCGGUUUCAGAUCUCUCCCCAUUGCUUCUACCUUCUUCUCAUAUCUUGCAUCUUCCUUGGUUCCAUUCCAGGUACUCUUUCAACAAAAACUGUUAGACUUAGAUCAAUUGAGAUUUUCGACACUCACGAGUGGCUGGCUUCUAGCGCGACGGUUUAUUUCCAUUGUAACGGAGAAAACAAAACCAUUCUGCCAGACGUUAAGGAGAAUCACUUCUUGUACACUUUCAAAGGCGAAGAGUCUUGGCAGCCACUAACAGAGUUAGACAACAAGAAAUGCAAGCGAUGUGGUCUGUAUGAAAUGGACAGUAUCAAAUCCGAUGAUAUAUUCGAUGAAUGGGAACUCUGCCCUGAUGAAUUCAUCAAUGGAGAAUAUGUGCACAUUAAGGACAUGGAAUUCAUUGCCACAUUCAUCUGCAAUGAGUGUAAACCUGUAGUUAAUUCAACUCAAGCUGUUGCAAAUAGGAGAGAUGAAGAGAAGAAAAUGAAUGUGACAAUGGUGGUCAUAAUUAGUGCCUUAGUCUCCAUUGCUGCAACUGCUAUAACUGUCACUGCUUAUAAAUAUUGGCAGAAGAGAAAGAGGGAACAAGAUCAAGCACGGUUUUUAAAGCUUUUCGACGAAGGUGAUGACAUUGAGGAUGAGCUCAGUCUAUGA
This is a messenger RNA of Dioscorea cayenensis subsp. rotundata (Guinea yam), 711 nucleotides long. RefSeq lists its product as uncharacterized. The record is from RefSeq and is a predicted model, not a curated record. The transcript is spliced from 4 exons. NCBI's taxonomy places the organism in Eukaryota, Viridiplantae, Streptophyta, Magnoliopsida, Dioscoreales, Dioscoreaceae. Bases 1 to 711 code for a protein of 236 amino acids.